AUGCCUUAUCGCCCGAAAUAUUCAACCCCAAGACGGCCACCUCAUUAUUCUGGGAGCCAGGAACAGGAUUCAGCAGAAGUGAGACAAUUAUGUCUCGAAUGUCGUCAGUUGACGACAAAGAGACGCCUUUGCAAUCCACUUUGCCGGAACUGUAAGUCCAGCUUCUGCCCAGGUAGUGGAACUUGCGAUGGCUUUUGCGGUUCUUACCCAUGUUGUGGGUGUUGUGACCAGACUCAGACAAAUACCAUUGCAACCGAUGUGGUUCAUCUGCCUUUAGAGUCCAAUGAAAAGCAGAGUAGCCAGAUUCAGUUCCCAGAUUUGCUAUCCGUCAUGCGCCAAUUGAUUGUUUUCAUCUUCUCUGAAAAGAAACUGCAACUGGACUUUGAGCGUGGAGUUUACCGGUCUGUGAUUACAGCUAUGGGCGGGUCAGAGGUGUUCGCCAAUUUGGUCCAUAACACAGUUGACCCAGACAUUCGGGCAUUGAGAGGUCAAGUAAUCACUGUCGAGGUGUUGCAUGCAAUCCGUCUCAAGCAAACCUCGAAUCCAGCAACCUGGGAAGAACCCCACGGAGGCUAUCUGGGUUUCGUUACACAGGCGCUCCUACCGACAUACUUACGCAUCUACGGAAGGUCUCUGAGUCCCUACUCUCGCCAUAAGGUUGUACAGCUUCUAUCUGAUUCACCAGAUCACGAAAUCCGUGAAUGGGCACUUCAUCGCAACAACGAAAAUCAUCAGCUACGCCGGACAUCAAACUCUGAGGAAUUGCCCAUGAGAAGUCAAAUGGAUAAAGAAGGUUAUGAAAGCGCUUUUUCCCAAGCCAUUAGUACUAGUUUGAGCCUUGAAGAAGCCCCCUUAAUUCAAGCUGGAGAGAAUAUCUGGGGGCCCUUGCAAGUGCACCUAGUAGAUCCUCAAUCCUGGUUUCGGUCAACAAUGGCCAAGCUACAACAAUAUGAUUCAACGAUUGAAACUGGACCUAAGAUGAUCAGUCCUAUCGGAAACUCUGAGGCUUCUAUAGGAGUUGUCUUUGAGACUACCCCGCUUCAUGACUAUGAGGAGAGUGGCCAGGUCAUUAGCAUACCAUGGGGCCUACGGGAGAGUGGCUUUCGGGCCUCAAACUCAUUGAUUUGGCCAUUUGACCUUCGAAGAUACGUUUACAUACCAGAGAGAUUUCAAGUGCAGUCUUUCUCCGCCUAUGAGCGCAACAUUUUACGUGAUGCCUCUCAAGAGCUCAUAGCUGGUACUCGUCUCCGAGUUAUCAUAAUUUGCGGUGAUAUUGAAGAAAUCAUAGUCCCUACUGACGCAAAGAAAGUGGUCUUAACUCUAAACAAUAUGGCUUACAAUACAUGGGUCGAGAUUCAGCAAAAGAAAAUCGCAAGAGUAUUCAUUCCCUACGAGUUGACAAGCAUUUUCAAGUUUGUUUCUGCAAUCACCGAUAUCACAAUAUUUUCAUCCUUUUAUGAGUGCUCUAUGGCUCUUGCUUUAAUAGUUCGACGGUGGGCGGACGAGAGAGAUGGGAAGAUUCUUCCAGCUAGUCCUUCCGACCUUGAGCCAGUACUGAGGGUCUGGCUCGCUGACAAAGGAUUCAAACAAGAUGAAAGCCUACUACGUUUGGCAGAAGCUGUUGGAGGCUCCUUGCGAUACGGACUUCUUGUUCUCACAUUAAGUCUGCCGAAACCAAGGAGAGAAGGCCUUCGUCCUCAGAGAAUCCCACGAUCAAAGGCUGAAAGACGUCACGUUAUCCCAGAAGAUUUGCUCGACAGUGUUCGGUUGGUUUACAAUGAGUUUUGCCCAUGCCAAAUGCCGGAUCCCCAAGUGAUCCAUGAUGAGAGCCCCCUUAUCCAGGCGAUGGAUAACUUGGAACUCAUUGACGAUGAAGAACACCAGGAUGUUUUCACUACUGGACCAGAACUGAACAAGACUCUGGGCGAAAAAGAGUCGCCGACAAGUUCGUUUUCUUUCCAGUCGGGACUCAAAUUGUUAGUUGGAAAUAAAUUCCAAAUUAAAGGAAGAGAACGCAGAGUGAACAGAGCGAGUUUUACCAUUCAACAUUGCACCAUUUCAUUCGACAUGGAGCAUCAGCCGACGGAUGAGGAUUUCUUUUGGGUGAAAGCUCGGCUUUCACCCAUAGGCGAAAAAAAUCCCCAGGCAUGGGCCACAGCAGCCCAGGAGCAGGACCCCGGCGCUCGCCUAGCAUUUCGGAUUUACCGACAGGAUGAGAAUGGGUUUGAAAUUUGGUCAACUUAUGCUGCAAAUGAUAGCUGGGAAACAAUCUGUCAAGCAAACAGUCUCGUCGAUAAGUUUGAAGGGAGCAACUUUAUCGAGCUCUGCACUAAGCCUCGAAGGUACAUCUACAUUGAUGAUCGAUACACAGGGCUGAAGAGAGAAUAUCCGGAACUAAUACCCUUCGUUGGUGGGGCAUAUACCGACGACAACAUGAAUGUGAUUCCUGCCAAAAGUUCCCGCAGAGGCGAAAAACAUACAAAGCCUAGAAAACGAAGACUUGAAGAUGCGGAUCCGCGUGCACACAAACGGGCUAGGGGGCCGGGUGAGGAGGGACUCGAAUUGAAGGACUAGGUGAUUUUUGGUGUUUUGAGGCGAAAAGGCUUCAAAAGAUAACGAACUUCUGCUCGGUGGUCAGGCCAGGAAUACCUUAUGAAUAUCAGUCGGUACAUAGGAAAUUAAGCGAAGAAAAAGUGUGUAGACAAAGCGAAAAUGCCCAGUAGGAAGAUAUAUCAAGGCUACAACUCAAUCAAGCUCUCCUCUACCGGUCGUGCGGCUUGCUGCGUCUGGCGAAUUUCCGAUGGGAUGGGUAUGCAGUGUAGGCAAUACAGUG
This is a messenger RNA of Aspergillus wentii DTO 134E9, 2833 nucleotides long. RefSeq lists its product as uncharacterized. The transcript is spliced from 5 exons. NCBI's taxonomy places the organism in Eukaryota, Fungi, Ascomycota, Eurotiomycetes, Eurotiales, Aspergillaceae. The coding region runs from base 1 to 2574 and encodes 857 amino acids. The record is from RefSeq and is a predicted model, not a curated record.